This is a messenger RNA of Suillus subaureus, 1378 nucleotides long. RefSeq lists its product as uncharacterized. The coding region runs from base 298 to 1257 and encodes 319 amino acids. Lineage: Eukaryota; Fungi; Basidiomycota; Agaricomycetes; Boletales; Suillaceae. The record is from RefSeq and is a predicted model, not a curated record. The transcript is spliced from 3 exons.
CCCUGUGCACCCGAGUCAGCGUGCUGUCCCUCAUUGCCGAAAUUUUUAUCGCGCGCUCAUUGAGCACAAGCUACGAGCUCGAGAUAAUGAGCAGGACGCGUGAUGCAUUCAUUGUGCCGGCUUGUGGCAACUGUGCCCCAAUUAUUUGGUUGUCGCAUAUUCUACCUUUGUUAUGCAAAUGUGGCGACAUAAAUAGCAUUGAUUUGGUUCUAGGUAAGUUAUCGGAACAUUCGCUAGAGCAUCCACACUCGAAUGGUUUUCGGAUAUUGAGAAAUUGCUUUGUGGUUGUGGUUGUGGAUGCAGUGCAGACGCACUACCACCUCAUAUUCUUUGCAACUUUACAUUCCUUGUUUCCUCACAUCAAUCAUGAAUUCGUUCAAGAAAAUAUUCCAAAAGUUGAACGAUGACCAGAAGAUGUCACUUAAGCACUCUAAAUCGAUGCCAUAUGAAUUCUCUUCAGAAGGGAGGAAGUGCGAGCCUCGUAACGAUGCGUUCAAACCCGCGCACGGUGGCAAGACUCCCCUUAAAAAGUCCGACAUCGUGUACGUCGAGCAAGCUCCAGGGAUGCUCGAGAUCUACCACGGCAAACUAUCGCAACACGUAUACUACCAUGGGCUGACUCGCGCAAACGUUGAGACGCAUGCGGACUUGCUGGCCAAGUUUCCCUAUUCCCCUCAACCAACUGAGGGCCUCCCUCGCACCGGUUUCAGAGCACUUUCUUUGAAAGCCACUGUUGAUCAAGCUUCGGUGGAUGCACUACGGACUCCUAACAACCAUAUUCGCAGUGGCAGACUGGCAGAACGCGUUCGCGCCAAGUCGAGCACUGAUCGCUCGAAUAUCCCUCCUCCCCUCGCUCCCGCUCCCCCUCUUCCUACCACCCGCGCCCUACACACAUUAGUCCCGGGCUCCCCAAGUGUAAAUAUUCGGGAAGUUCCAUCCCAUGUCGCCGUCCCGACUCCUGCGCCAGCCUAUCCACGGUCAUACUGGCCUUACUCCCAAUAUGAUGAUAUUUCGCAUGAGCAAGACCCGACCGUUCUCCGUGGAAUGAUCAAUGGUUAUCCCUUGGCGCCUAUUUGCAAGGAACGCUGCCCAGACCAUAUGCGCCCCAUGCAUCUUGACAUGGACGAGCCGCGCUCUCCCGAGAAGACACUUCAAUGGUACAUACACAUGGCAUUGGCCGAACGUCGUCCCCUCGAUGUACGCGCUGGUAGCCGUUACCGCCGUAUCGUUGACGUGAGUAACAUGGGCAUCGUUUAAACUGAUUGGUCGCAGCUUUUAUCGAGAUGGAGGUUACUUUCUGAAGAGAGUUUUGGUGCUGGUUUACCUACUCGUCUAUGUCGUAUGUUAUGUAUGCAUAUGCAUAUGGUUUAUGAAACGA